AUUUCAGCAGCUUUUCAGGAAAAAACCUGUAAUUUCUGCAUUUGUCGAUUUCAUUACUGUAACAGUUUCCGAGAACGACCAACAGGACGGCAUCUUACCUGCUGUAGACAUCAUGCAUAAGGUUUUCUCCCGAUUCAAUGGCCCAUGUUUGGAUCGGGUAAAAUACUCCUACAAUGUCUUUACUGGCUUGGCCAAAUUCCAUCGGCCUAGUGGUGCAUUAUUUAAAAAGUCUGCAGUGAAACACCCACCCCCUGACCUCCCUGAGAUGCCCCCAUGUAGCUUUAAUCCAGAAGAAUACAAGGACAUGUCCAAAGAGCGUAUGAUGGAGAUUCGGAGGCAGAACUGCAACCCAAUGACCAUGAAAGUGACCUACUACAAGAAGCCAGUGUACAUUCACCAGGGACACAUGCAGUGGCUGUGGGACGUGGACGGGAGGCGCUACCUGGACCUGUUCGCUGGCGUUGCCACUGUCAGCGUGGGGCACUGCCACCCAAAGGUGACGGCGGCGGCAGAGAAGCAGCUGAGAAAGCUGUGGCACACGACUAACAUCUACGUGUAUUCCCCUCUGCAUGAGUACACCGAGAAGCUAGCUGCCACCCUGCCGGACCCGCUGAAGGUUAUCUACCUGACAAACAGUGGCUCUGAGGCCAACGACCUGGCUAUGCUCAUGGCGAGGCUACACACAGGAAACUUUGACGUCAUCACACUGAGGGGGUCCUACCAUGGUGGCAGUCCACAUACUAUGGGUCUCACCUCCAAUGCAGCCUAUAAGUAUCCUGUUGCCUCUGGGUUAGGCUGCCACAAUACCAUGUGUCCUGAUGUAUUUGCUGGCCCAUGGGGAGGAAGCAACUGUAGAGACUCCCCAAUCCAGACCAUUAGGGACUGUAGCUGUCCUCAAGGAUCAUGUACCGCGAAUGACAAAUACAUUGGGCAGCUGAACGAGGUCUUUGCCACCAGCGUUCCCAGUCGUAUCGCUGCGUUCUUCGCUGAACCUAUUAUGGGAGUUGGAGGAGCUGUCCAAUACCCCAAGAACUUCCUCAAGGACACCUACAAACUUGUGAGGGAGAGAGGUGGGGUCUGCAUUGCAGAUGAGGUCCAGACAGGGUUUGGCCGCACAGGAAGUCACUUCUGGGGGUUCCAAGGUCAUGAUGUCAUACCUGACAUGGUCACCAUGGCAAAGGGUAUCGCUAAUGGAUUUCCUAUGGGAGCGGUUGUCACGACACCUGAGGUGGCCGCGUCAUUUGCUAAGGGAGUUCACUUCAACACGUUCGGUGGUAAUCCUGUGGCAUGUGCUAUCGCCUCAUCUGUUCUGGAUACCAUGGAGGAGGACGGCACGCAGCAGAUCAGCCACAACGUGGGGACUUAUCUGCUGACAGAGCUGGCCAAGAUGAGGGACAAGUAUGAGAUCAUUGGGGAUGUCCGAGGGAAGGGACUGCAGAUUGGAGUGGAGAUGGUGAAAGAUAAGGCGAGCCGCAAACCUCUCCCACCAGCAGCCAUGAGCGAGAUUUUCGAAGACACCAAAGACAUGGGUGUUCUGAUUGGGAAGGGAGGAGUAUAUGGACAGACGUUCCGGAUCAAGCCCCCUAUGUGUAUCACCAGGGGCGAUGCAGACUUCUUCUUGGCUGUGUUUAACCAGGCUCUACACAACUACAUGGAAUAUCAUCAUUAGGCCUGGCUUUCACCUGGUCACUUCUUUCAGAUAGAUCAAAGGAGGAGUACAGAUUUUAGGCAAUUGAGAAAAAGACAGGCACUUCAAUCACCAUUCAUGCAUGUGCAAAUGAAAGACGCUAGAGUACCCUCAUCUCUCCCACAUGAUGCGAGACAUCAACGAUCAAGAGCCCUACGUACAACAUGCACGAAGAUGGCGUUUGAGGUAGCCUGGACCCAGGUCUGUUUUGUCUUGCAUCACCACGAUCAUAGGAGUUGGGUUUUACAGCACCAACAGAUCUGGGACCAGGCUAGCGUUGGGUGUCAGUCCACUGGAGAUGAGCCUUAACCAGAUUUAGAUAUGACACCAUGCUUUGUGUUGUUCAAAUUGACGACAUGUCGACACUGGCUGGAAUGCAGUUUUAACCAAUCAGCAUUCAGGAUUAGACUCACCUGUUGUGUAAUGUUCAAAUU
Molecule: messenger RNA, 2121 nt
Organism: Oncorhynchus gorbuscha (pink salmon)
Lineage: Eukaryota; Metazoa; Chordata; Actinopteri; Salmoniformes; Salmonidae
Gene: agxt2
Product: alanine--glyoxylate aminotransferase 2
Exons: 14
Coding region: 113-1669 (518 amino acids)
Biological process (GO): glyoxylate catabolic process
Cellular component (GO): mitochondrion
Molecular function (GO): pyridoxal phosphate binding; L-alanine:glyoxylate transaminase activity
Source: RefSeq, a predicted model, not a curated record